Molecule: messenger RNA, 6859 nt
Organism: Mustela erminea (ermine)
Lineage: Eukaryota; Metazoa; Chordata; Mammalia; Carnivora; Mustelidae
Gene: CHST3
Product: carbohydrate sulfotransferase 3
Exons: 3
Coding region: 606-2042 (478 amino acids)
Biological process (GO): N-acetylglucosamine metabolic process; carbohydrate metabolic process
Cellular component (GO): Golgi membrane
Molecular function (GO): N-acetylglucosamine 6-O-sulfotransferase activity; chondroitin 6-sulfotransferase activity
Source: RefSeq, a predicted model, not a curated record
GCCUGAAUUUCUGUAGAUAAAAAAAUGAAGAAAGGUAGGUUAGAAAAUUUCCUGGUGCUGACAUUCUUCAGCGUUAGAACAAGAGUCAUGUUUUUUCAGGAGUGGUAGAAAGGACACUUUGCUCUUUUGGACAUCCUGGACACCAGCUUCCACUGCAGGCCUUGACUAGGCAAAGCCCAGAGUGCAGGGUCAGCACUGACCCCACCAGGGCCCUGGGCUUGGUGUGAAGGGUGCUGGAAGGCCCGGAACUAUUCUCUGGGGCCCUGUACUUCAUGCAUCGGUUGGCCUUGGGGUUCACACAGGAUGUUUCGCUCAUAGGGCUGAGCAGACCCUGAUGGAGCGACUCUCAAAUGGGGGUAGGGUGUGUUCUCCUUAUCUCCACCGAGCCAAAACAGGACUGAGGGGCAGCUGGGGUCUGUCCCAGGUGGAGCUGGUGCAGCCCCACCCCCACCAGGCUGGCCCUCUGCCCCCUGGUCCACCACAGCUUCUCACAAGUUCUUGGACCUCCACUGCCUCUCAGGACGAGGGUGUCGCCCACCUGAAGACGGCAAGCCAGAUCCUGAGUGAUGCUGCUGAGCUGACAGCCCACGGCCCCACCGUUCCCCAUGGAGAAAGGACUCGCUUUACCCCAGGACUGCUGGGACUUUCUGCACAGCCUGAGGAUGAGGAGCAAAUAUGCCCUUUUCCUGGCUUUUGUGGUGGUGGUUUUUGUCUUCAUUGAGAAGGAAAAUAAAAUCAUAUCAAGGGUGUCAGACAAGCUGAAGCAGAUCCCGCAACCCCUGGCUGAUGCCAACAGCACCGACCCAGCCCUCAUCUUGGCCGACAAUGCGUCCCUCUUGUCCCUGAGUGAGCUCGAUUCGGCCUUCACCCAGCUGCAGGGCCGCCUGCGAAACCUCAGUCUGCAGCUGGGUGUAGAGCCGGUGGGGGAAGAGGCUGGGGCGGAGGCUGAGGUUGCAGCUGGGGACGAGGGGUCACCGCCACCCCCGGGGGCCGGGCCCCGGCGCCACGUGCUGCUUAUGGCCACCACGCGCACCGGCUCCUCAUUCGUGGGCGAGUUCUUCAACCAGCAGGGCAACAUUUUCUACCUCUUCGAGCCGCUGUGGCACAUCGAGCGCACAGUGUCCUUCGAGUCGGGAGGUGCCAGCGCUGCGGGCUCAGCCCUGGUCUACCGCGACGUGCUCAAGCAGCUGUUCCUGUGCGACCUGUACGUGCUGGAGCACUUCAUCAGCCCGCUGCCCGAGGACCACCUGACCCAGUUCAUGUUCCGCCGCGGCUCCAGCCGCUCGCUGUGCGAGGAGCCCGUGUGCACGCCCUUCGUCAAGAAGGUCUUCGAGAAGUACCACUGCAAGAACCGCCGCUGCGGGCCCCUCAACGUGACGCUGGCCGCCGAAGCCUGCCGCCGCAAGGAGCACAUGGCCCUCAAGGCCGUGCGCAUCCGGCAGCUGGAGUUCCUGCAGCCGCUGGCCGAGGACCCGCGGCUGGACCUGCGCGUCAUCCAGCUGGUGCGGGACCCGCGCGCCGUGCUGGCCUCCCGCAUGGUGGCCUUCGCGGGCAAGUACGAGGGCUGGAAGAAGUGGCUGGCUGAGGGGCAGGCGCGCCUGGGGGAGGAGGAGGUGCAGCGGCUGCGGGGCAACUGCGAGAGCAUCCGGCUGUCGGCGGAGCUGGGGCUGCGGCAGCCCGCCUGGCUGCGCGGCCGCUACAUGCUCGUGCGCUACGAGGACGUGGCGCGCUGGCCGCUGCAGAAGGCGCGCGAGAUGUACCGCUUCGCCGGCAUCCCCCUGACGCCGCAGGUGGAGGACUGGAUCCAGAGGAACACGCAGGCGGCGCAGGACGGCAACGGCAUCUACUCCACGCAGAAGAACUCCUCGGAGCAGUUCGAGAAGUGGCGCUUCGGCAUGCCCUUCAAGCUGGCGCAGGUGGUGCAGGCCGCCUGCGGCCCCGCCAUGCGCCUCUUCGGCUACCGGCUGGCGCGGGACGCCGCCUCGCUCACCAACCGCUCCGUCAGCCUGCUGGAGGAGCGCGGAACCUUCUGGGUCACGUAGGCGGCCCCGGGCUCGCGCACGCGCACUCCCCUCUUUGGGAAAGACCCGCCCUUGCCUGCCUUGCCCCCAGGACAGCCGGCGGUGAGCUGGUGGCUCCGGUAGAGGGCGACCGGGCGGGUGAGCGGCCUCCAGCGGGGCAGGCAGCCUUUCUGGAGCAGUGGGCUCCCGCCAUGUCGCAGCCUGGGGCCUGGGGUCUCUCACCGAGAGCGGGACAGCGCCUGUCCCCCAGGGCCGCCAGGCCAGCACCUAAGGAGCUGUGGUCUCCUGAGUAGGCAUCCAGGCCUGGAGCUAUUGACAACAAGCCUUCCUCUGUCUCUUGUCUCUCUCUCUCUCACACACACACACAAUAUAAGAAACAUGCAUAAAUGCCUACAGACCCUGUGGGCCAGAGUCCUGGUGUUGAUCUGGAAGUGGCUGUGCGCACAGACAAGUCAACAGCAGCCCUCCCGUUGUACUCAGCCUUCAUCGUUCAGUUUCUGGGUUUCUGGAUUUCUGCACCAUCCAGUGUGGGAAUCCUCAUGGAUCCCUGGGGAGGGACUGGAACCGCCCAGAAUGUCAGGGGAUGGCAGUUGGGGCUUUUCAACCAAGAACGGUUCGAUAUUUUCACAAAUGGAAGAGCUGGGCCGGUUAUGAAAUCAGGCCUACAAGGAACUAUAAAACACACACGUGUGUAAAAAUAAGGCCUCUAUGUAUACCACACAUAGACCCAAACAACAUAGAAGUCCAAAUCCACACACACAUACACAGGCAAGCUGCCCUGUUGCUUUAUUCCCACAGAAUUUAAUUAUCACGCCCCUAAUGGGGAGCCUUUCAUUACAUUUUUAGAAUUAGCUGGGGAUGGGGAAGGAAACACCAUCAUGGACCAUGACCCUGCUCCUGACCAGGUUUGAACUGAAAGGUAGACCCAGAAGGGCUGAGUCUGCAGCCUCUGCCCGCCUUGGUUUCCCCUGGCUAUCUCCUCUGGCCCAUUCAUGUCCUCCCUGCUGGCAGGCAGGAUGUUUUGAAAUGGGGUGGCCAGCCCUCACAUGACUGCAGCCCUAAUACCCUGUCCCAGCUGGGCUGGCUCCCUGAGAGCAUGACCCUGUGUGAAGGCUCCCCCAGGCCUGACUGGAGGCAAAAGGCAGCUGGCAAGUCCUGCCAUUUUUGCCAGGCCUCAUGUGGGGCAGGGCCCAGAAGAGAGUACAGAGAGCUCUUGGGGGAGAAGUCGUAUCAGGAUACCCCCCUACCCUGGGAAGACAGGGUACAGAGGUCAGCCUUGCGGUUGGUCACCGUGGUUACAUGGUUAGUGUCUGGAAUUCCAACUUUCAGGGCUCUGGGAAGAGGGUUGCUGGGUAUUCUACUUGUUGGGUUUUUUUUUUUUUUUUUUAAGUUAUUUAUAGUUUGGUAUCUUGUUUUGUGGCUGUUUUUUAAUUUUCUUACUGCAAGAGUGCAGCUUCGAAGCAGUCUUGUCAUGAGGGGGUUGGGAAGACCAGCAGGGAACACCCUGGGUCCUGCUGGAGGGAGAGGAGGAGGAGGAGGAGGAGGAAGGAUCAGAGCCUAGGCGGCCACAUGGCAGCCUACAGUGCCCCACGGGCUUUUCUGUUUGAGCCUUGUGUGAAAUGAGUCUCAGAAGCCACCUGGGUUCUUUGCUGUGUGUCGAGAAGCGACAUAAAUUAGCUCUCGCCCUUUCCCAAGACAAGGCCAGAUUGGAACAUCUCAAAGUCCAAAUGAAUUUCCUUGGGGUGGAGGGGGUCAGGGGCCUGUGGCCAAGCAGCAAAUGUCCCCACACUGGGGAGCAGAACUCAGUCUCCCUCAGACCUCGAAGAGCUGCAGAGUUCACUAGGGCUGUUUCUGAUUUCCUGGACAACUCCUCUGUCAGAUCUGUCCUGUUGUCAAACCCAGAGGGCUGAGUUUCAGUCUGAGUAAUUCGGACACAAGGAAAACAGGAUCUGAGUCCAGCUGAUGCUGCCAUGGGGAUUGUGUCCUGGCCAGAAGCUGCUGUUUGAGACGCUGAGGACCGUAGCCAUUUUGUGGGGUCUGUGCCCAUUACCACAUUGGAGCUGCUGGGUCUCCCAUCACCGUGGACUACAGUCAUUCAAGGAUGUCUCCAGUCUUGGCUUUCCAGUCCCAGAAUAAGUGGUGCAGGGGCUCAAAUUUGGGGUCCAAAGGGAUUCCAGCCCUGAAAACUUCACUCUGCGGCAGAGUGAACCCAAGAGCCUUCUGGUGAGCCCAGAAGUGCUGGCUUUUCCUCCCCCUACCCCACUGCGUCCCACCUGUGGUUGGUGGGGCUGGGGCAGGGAUGGGGGCAGGCACCUCCCUCUGGGGCUCUUCUUGCCCCCUGACCCCUGCCCUGGUAUGGACAGCAGACUUCUUCCUUCCUGUGCCUCAAGCUAAGGUCUCCACCCCGGAGCUCUGAGGACAGUGCCGAGAAUGGACCUUUGGGACUUCUCAGGACAUUGACAAUUUGUACACUAAGAGUUGACUUUAUUUAUUUAUCUUGUGACAAAGAAGAGACAUAAAAUACCUUAUUUGCAGGGACUCAAAGCUGUACCCAAAUCAAGAAAGACGAGAAUCCGUAAUAGAAACUCGCGCCAUACUCGGAGUACACUCCAAGAAGACGAUUCAAAAUACAAGAGAAGAGCAAAGCCCAAGGGCCGGGGGUGUUGGACUGUCCUUGGGGCAUUGUUUAAGGAGGUACCUCGUUUUUUUCUUGUAGUUUUGAUGAUGCGACGUUGAAGGCCCUUUCUGCUGUAUUUCCCUUUGCCCUGGUGUCUGAAACAGGACACAACUCGAGAGAGUGCUCAACAGCGCCCUGGGAACCCUCGGGGUUUGAGGAAGGACAGGGUGGGGUGACUACUGACUUUACACUCUGGGGGACCUGGUUCAGGUAUGCAUUUGGGGUUUUCAGCAGGCAGCUGGGACGAGGAUGGUGGCCCAUUUGGGGCAAGUGUCUCCCCUGUCGCCUAGGCCAGCCCAGGCGUCUCUGCUCUUGCCAGCUCUAGUGUCCCCCUCCCCACCCCCUGCACCGUGUUCACCUGCAUUCAGAUGGAGGGAGCAGCUGAGGCCUCACCUUUGGGGCUGCCAGCUUCUCCAGAACAAGAGUCCCAUUCAGGAAUGAGUGUUUACUCAUUUUCUUUUUCCUGAUGAAGACCUCUUUAGCCUGGCCUGUAUAAAUAGUUCAGAACAUUUCCAGGCCUUAGUGAGACAGGGCAGUGUCUUAACACCCACAGGCUGUUACCGCAGCUGCCUAUUCCUGGCUUCUCCUCUGGCCUUGUUGGUAAACGCUGGAGGGGAUAAAGGCGCCAGGUUGGGGGCAGGGGUCUUUGGGAGCAGGGUUCCUGAGUCCCCACAGAGAGGAAAAAAAGCAGAUUCUCAGCUCUGUGGCCCUCUCCCUCCCCACCCCACAUCACUGCACGUUAUCACCAAGUUCUUACUAAGGUUGAAGGACAUGAACAAAAUUAGCCUUUGGUCCCUUUAUGUGAUACGUAUACUUGAAAAUAACUAAAUGAAUAGAAAGAAAUGUUUAAUGAAGAUUGGCUCCCUGUCUGCCAGUAGCCUCAGCCUGGAAGCUUCUGCCAGGUGCUCGACGAAUGGGGCAGCUGCUGACAGGACCCCUGAGAGCCCAGGGCCCACCCAACCCAUUACAGUAGCGUCUUUCCACACCACCACUGUCCUGUCUGAUGAUGGAGCAAGUUCUAGCAGGAAGGCAGGGAUCCCUGUCCCAGGAGAUGAGCGCUUGGCCUGGUGAGGUAAGCAUCAGAUGGUCUGGUCCUGACCCCAAAGGUCUCUUCCAGCCCUGGUCCCAGAUUAGGUCCUGUUUUAAUUGACUGAUGGCCUGCCCUUCACUAGGCCCUGGAUUAUGAAGGAGAGGACCAGAAGAGCAGAUGGCCGCGUCCCUGAGGCAGUCCCUGGCUCCUGGCUCCAAGGCUGAAAGCAAAGGCAGGUCCCGAAGGGAUGGCUAUCUGGGGCAGGAAGAAAGGAGGGUGGGCAAAGGGAAAUGCAUCUGCAGAAGCCAAGUAAGGGUAAGUAGGGGUUGCCCAUUUGCACAAAGUAGAAGGAGCAUCCACUGAGCUCCAAGGGUCCCAGGUUGGUAGGUUUGCUAGUGGAGAUCGCCAGGCUGUGGUCCAGUUGGAUGAGAGGCAGAAGGCUUCCUGAACGUUUCCUGAAUGCAGCCACAUCCCCUCUCAGCUGCGCACAGUUUCAGGAAUCGUGGAAGCCGCCCUUAACCUCAGAAAGAGGAAGCAGAAUUGGCAAAUUCAGUCUUAGGAGCUGGGAGAUCCGGAUGCUUUGGUCUGGGGUCCUUUGUCAUUCCAUGACUGUGCCUGGGGGAUGAGUGAGGCGUGUGUUUCUGAGGAUAUGGACCCGGGCCAUCCCCGUGGGCCCAGCUCACAGUGUACACCAAGUAUUUUAUUUGGGAAAAGACCCUGCUUCCUCUACCACCGGGCUUGAACUGGGCACCCCAGAAAUCCAUCUCCUCUGUUUCAGGCAAAGUUUGCCUGGCUCCCCUGCCCCCUCCUGGAUCCCACAAACUCAUUGCCAAGCUCUCGGCCCUGUGUCACGUUUCAUGGCCACAUGGUAUGGGACACUCCCUUUGUGGCCAUGUGUGUCCACACGUAUGUAUGUAUACUGUCCGCUCUGCUCAGCCACGUUGCCCCUAGCCCUGCCGCUGUCAUAUGUCCCAGAUGUCCUUGCCAUGGCUGCCGUCUGCCGUCUCCUGGAAACACAGGGGCCACCGCCGGUCAGGGUCCGCUUUGUGGAACAGAAUGUGAACCAUCACUUGAUGGCUUACUUGACUUAUUUAAUUAAAAAUGAAAACACGGAGUGAGCAAAAUCUGAAA